AUGUUGUUCCCACUCCCACUAUCUUUAAUCCUGCUCGUUUCGUCGACUAUUGCACAACCUUCUUCGGGUUCUGCAGUUGUACCCUCCGCAUCUUUGCCCGGAACUCCACUUAGUUCUGCUUCAUUCGCCUCCGCUUCCAGAAGCGGAGCGAGCUCGGUUGUGAAUGGAUCAUCCAGCGUAGUCCCAUCCUCGACGAAUAGUGCGGAGUUCCCGAGCUUAAGUGGAUAUUCAUCUUGCGUUGAUCAAUGUUUGGACAUGGCUAUUGCGGACACUGGAUGUGCCAGUGUAGUGGAUGUGGAAUGCUUUUGUACCAACACCACGAUUUUCACUAACGGACUGGUUCAAUGCUUGGCCGCGCAGUGUCCAUCUAGCAUCAGUGCGGCUGAAGGCUUAUCGCAGCAAUUUUGUAACCUUGCGUCUCCGAGCGUGUCGCUCACUUUCCCCUCGGCUUCAUUGACCUCGUCGAAGCCGUCUUCCACCCCCCUUUCCUCAUCCUCUUCUCGCCCGGCGUCGUCUACAUUCACUCCACCUACGAUGUCUCACACCGCCUCUUCUACGUUGGCAUCCACACCUUCUGCAUCCUCGACCACCAGCGGCGCUCUCGCAGUGUAUCGAACUCCUGGAUUAGAUAUCGCCGUCGCGACAGCAUUAGCAUUGGCUAUAUUCGGGAUGGCACUAGGCUGUUAG
Sparassis crispa is the source of this 687-nucleotide messenger RNA. RefSeq lists its product as hypothetical. NCBI's taxonomy places the organism in Eukaryota, Fungi, Basidiomycota, Agaricomycetes, Polyporales, Sparassidaceae. The transcript is spliced from 3 exons. The record is from RefSeq and is a predicted model, not a curated record. The coding region runs from base 1 to 687 and encodes 228 amino acids.